AUGGGGAACAAUCAGCCGGGAGGAAUGUACAAGCGGGAUCGUCCGUUCGACUCGGAAAAGAGCCAGUCGAGAAGCCGAUCCGGAGUGCCGUCAUCCUCGCCGCCGUUGGGAGAUGAUGAAUGCCCAGUUCAGGUGAUUUUUUAGUGUACUUGAUAAGAGCAGAGCAGCCAAAAAUUGCCGUGUUCUUUUACCCUCUUUUCGUCAUUGCAGGGGGAGGGUUCGAACUUUUUGAUAAGUGUGUGCUAUAAGUUAGCGAGUGCAAAUUACGAGGCUUGUCGCGGGCCGGUCCGGAGUCAAUUUUGCUAAUUUCAAUAGAGUAUACAUAUUUUCGCCAAGUGUCCAAGUUACAAACUGUGUUUACAGAUGAAAAUUGCAAAAAGCGGCGAUGAGGCCAAGGAAUUUCCGGUGGUCUUCAAAUGGAAUUGCAGCAAUUUGUAAGUGAUCAAAAUUCGAUCUAUCAUAUGAUGAAAUGAAAAAAAAUUUCAGAGCGCCCCGUGCCGUCUACAUUUGCGGAUCCUGGGAUGGGUGGCGUCAGAAGAUUCCGCUCGUCAAAUCGACUGCCGAUUUCUCGACAAUCGUGGAUCUGGAGCCCGGAAAGCACGAGUACAAGUUCAUGGUCGACACGAAAUGGGUGGUGGACGACAAUCAGCAGAAGACGAGCAACAAUAUGGGCGGCGAGAACAACGUGAUCUUGAUCGAUGAAGCCGAUUUUGAGGUGAGCGCAAGUGCCACAUAAAAUCUGCAUAGAGUCGUAAAGCCGAAACUUAAACCGACACCACGCGGUGCUUUUUUGACAGUUCUCCUCUCGGUUUUAUUGCCAAACCCUUCGGCUUAUAUUUCGUAUUCGGCCGGUCAGAAACAUACUUUUUGUUCCUGUGAAUUUGUUCCCAAUGAGCUCGACAACUCCGUCUAGUACAGAUGAGGUCCAAAAGUUGAGUCUAAGGUUUCUAUCCGACACUUUCUAUUCCAAAACCGCAAACGCAUGCAAAUGACAUGUGUGUCGGUGACUUUGAAAUGGCAAUACGCAUGUUUUUGACGUCACCACACACUAAUUGUGUGGAUGGUUUAUAAACUUUCAAAUAUCAGGGACCCAUGAGAAUUUAUUUCCAGGUCUUCGACGCUCUCGACAAGGAUCUGGCUUCUUCCAACGCUGGCGAGGCCCUUCGGAACACACACCCCACCAAGGAAUCGCACGACACCCCGAACGACCGCGAACUGGAGAAACUUCACCAGUUUGGUCAGGAAACCCCAACCCGUGCGGACUUCAACAAAGCCGCUCCGCCGCCAGUGCUCCCACCGCAUCUGCUCCAAGUCAUCCUCAAUAAAGACACUCCGGUUCAAUGCGAUCCGAACGUGCUCCCCGAACCGGAUCACGUCAUGCUGAACCACUUGUACGCGCUCUCCAUCAAAGAUGGAGUCAUGGUUCUCUCAGCCACGCACCGCUACAGGAAGAAGUUCGUUACCACUCUGCUUUACAAGCCCAUCUAA
This is a messenger RNA of Caenorhabditis sp. 36 PRJEB53466, 1488 nucleotides long. NCBI's taxonomy places the organism in Eukaryota, Metazoa, Nematoda, Chromadorea, Rhabditida, Rhabditidae. The record is from the annotation of a GenBank genome assembly.